AUGUCCACAACCCUCACCCAGUGGCUCAAUGGGAACUGCCUAGUAGUAGGUCACCCUGGUCAAUGGCCGAGUGGAGUAUGGGAUUCUACAACUAUGCAGUGUCAAGCUCAGGGAUGCCCGAAUGUCAAACGGAGCCAGUGUGUUGAGUCACUGGAGAGCCAACAACCCAACGGUGGUGGUGAACCCGGACCAGUUCAUGGUCCGGGAGUUGAGCAGUGGGGUUCUCAUACCGGUGCAGUUUUUGAAGAUCGUCCAGCUACCUCGCGAAAUCAUCGCCACGCUGGAGCAAGCGAGGAACGAGAGACGCCGCCACCGCUAGGAGACACUUCUCCUCACCGCAGAACACAGAAUAUGGCUGGAAAUUCAAGAAAAAGCUCGAGAACAAAAGCAAAAAAGAAGAACAGUAAACAUACUCGUAGCUCCAAAAACAAGCGACGAAGUGUGAAACGAUCGGGAACAAAAUCCAGGACUCGAAAUCGGACGAAAACCCAGACUACAUCAAAAAGCCAUACAGUAACCCCGGAGAAAUCGGAUGAGAGGAAGAGAAAAGAGAAGGGGAGAGCCAAUGAAUUCAAGGAGAAGGAGCCAGAUUCAGAGGGAAGAAAAACUGAGGAACGAGGAGGAACCGAGAGUAUAUCGAAGAGUAAAGGAAAUCAAGUGGUUCAAUCUAGUCAAAUUGAGCAGACGAAGAAGAUCGAGGUUAAGAAUAUUGAGCCAGAUGCGGAGCAAGUAAAACGGAUGUUGAAGAAGAGAUCCGACCCCAUCCGCACUGCUCGUGACGUUCGUAAGAAGCAUGCUGCUGCAACCACCACAACAACUACCCAAGAUUGUUGA
Caenorhabditis briggsae is the source of this 834-nucleotide messenger RNA. The transcript is spliced from 6 exons. Bases 1 to 834 code for a protein of 277 amino acids. Lineage: Eukaryota; Metazoa; Nematoda; Chromadorea; Rhabditida; Rhabditidae. The record is from RefSeq and is a predicted model, not a curated record.